UAACCAAUUCGUUAUCUUUAGCAAAAAGAUGGUAACUGUCAAAGUUAGCAACGUUUCUCUUGAAGCAGCAGAAAGAGAUCUCAAGGAGUUCUUCUCUUUUUCCGGCGAUAUUGCUUACCUCGAAACACAAAGCGAGAAUGAUGGUUAUAAAUUAGCAUAUGUCACAUUCAAGGAUUUACAAGGAGCUGAAACCGCAGUUCUUCUUACCGGAUCGACGAUUGUUGAUUCAUCGGUUACGGUUACAAUGUCACCAGAUUAUCAACUACCUCCUGAGGCUUUAGCUUCCAUUGAAUCAUUGAAAGAGAGCAAUAAAUCAUCAUCACCUUCUCGCGAAGAUGUAUCGGUAUUUAGAAAAGCUGAAGAUGUUGUAAGUGGUAUGAUUUCAAAAGGGUUUAUUCUAGGUAAAGACGCGAUAGCUAAAGCGAAGAGCCUUGAUGAGAAGCAUCAGUUGACAUCAACAGCUUCAGCUAGAGUCACAUCUUUCGACAAAAGAAUCGGAUUCACGGAGAAAAUUAACACCGGGACAACGGUUGUGAGCGAAAAAGUUAAAGAAGUUGAUCAGAAGUUUCAAGUCACAGAGAAAACUAAAUCUGCAAUAGCUGCAGCUGAGCAGACAGUGACUAAUGCUGGUUCGGCUAUAAUGAAAAACCGGUAUGUUUUAACCGGUGCCACGUGGGUUACCGGUGCGUUUAACAAAGUGACUAAAGCUGCUGAAGAAGUUGGACAAAAGGCGAAAGAGAAAGUUGGUAUGGUUGAGGAAGAAGACGAAGAGAAGAAGAAAGUGGUUGAUGAAGUUGCUAGUAUCCAUCUGACUGAAUCACCAGAGGCUUUAGACAAAUCAGAACAAGAAUCAAAACUCUCUGAAUCGCAAACGCAAGCGCAACCACAGCCACAGAAGGAGCUUAGUCCAAGUGUUGCUUCAGCUCAAUCUUGAAAUACAUAUAAGGAACUCUCAAUCUUGAAAUACAUAUAAGGAACUUUC
Molecule: messenger RNA, 982 nt
Organism: Arabidopsis arenosa
Lineage: Eukaryota; Viridiplantae; Streptophyta; Magnoliopsida; Brassicales; Brassicaceae
Source: the annotation of a GenBank genome assembly